AUGAAUAUCAAAAAACCUACUACCAAGAGUAAGGAAGAUCAAAAUAGAUUAAGAAUGGUAUUAGAUUAUCGUUGGGAUCCUAAAUAUCAACCACAAGGAAAACCCGCCAUUCCUGAAUCAUUUAAAAUAGUGCGGGAAUCUAAUCCAAUCGAAACUAAGCUAGGCAACGAUUUAUAAGCAAUAUUUAUUAAUCUAAAGUGGGGGUAGCAUCUGAAGAUCGAGCAAUUUAAAUAAUUCAAUUUGACAGAUUCAUAAAUGCAUAAUGGCAUGUUGUUCAUUUGGUGUGAAAAAGAUAAUAUUAUGGAAAUUAUUGAUCAGCUGGAAAAGCUUGGAUUUAAUUAUGUCGAGAAUUUCACAACAGUUCUAUUAUCAUUAGAAAAGAUAUUGACAAUAAUGCCCUCAGAACCUCAAGUUAGGAAGAUUACAGAAUUCUUCAGCAAGAAGAAUGUAAAAGAGCAAAAGGAAAUAAAAAAGAUAGACGGGUUGAGAAAUUAAGAAUAAUUGCCAGAUUUAGAUCCCACUUAAGUUUUUUGGAACGAAGAUUACACAUACUUUAGAAAAACCAAAAGAACAUUGUUGAUGUUUAGAAAGCAGUCCAAACAACAAUUAGAAUUAAGACAUCAAAGAACUGGAGAUAUAUUCUUUGAUGUCAUUGAAAAGGAUGCUUAAAAUAUAUCUGCAAUAGGAAUGGAAUAUAUUUACAAGAUGAUUGAGACUUUAUUACCAAAAGCAUAAUACAAGGCAGGGGAGGGUUUAAAAAUGAUGGAAUUGUUUGCCGAUCCAAAUACUUUUGGAAGGUCAGGUUGGAUUUAAGUAAUUUAAGAGUGA
Paramecium tetraurelia is the source of this 828-nucleotide messenger RNA. RefSeq lists its product as uncharacterized. The record is from RefSeq and is a predicted model, not a curated record. The transcript has 2 exons. Lineage: Eukaryota; Ciliophora; Oligohymenophorea; Peniculida; Parameciidae.